Messenger RNA from Chara braunii, 3123 nucleotides. The record is from the annotation of a GenBank genome assembly. NCBI's taxonomy places the organism in Eukaryota, Viridiplantae, Streptophyta, Charophyceae, Charales, Characeae.
GAAUGGCUCAUCUCAAUCUGUCCCAUGUACCUUGUUACAGAGGUAAACUGUUUCAUUGUUGGAAUGGCUCAUGUCAAGUGUGCUUCAUGAAGGUGGAAAGUUGUAUACUGACAUGGAUUGUUUUGGUACUGUUUGCUGGUGGUGCGAAUCUGUUUGUUGAUUUUGGCAAGCACAGCCGAUCACCACCAGGGAGGAUGUUACGUAGCCAUUCUCCUGCUGAGAAGAGGUCACGGAGUCGUUCUCCUGUUGGUCGAAGGUCUAGAAGUCGGACACCUGUUGGGCGAAGGUCACGCAGUAAAUCACCUUUUCGUACUGGGGUACGGUGGGGUGGGGGAUCACCAGUUCAUCGUGGAGGGACUCGUUGGGGGGAUGCAGGGAGGGGUGGCAGGCGUGCAUGGAGUGGAUCCAAGGAGCAUGUAUGCUUCAACUUCCAGAAAGGUAGAUGCAAUCGAGGCAUUUCUUGUCGGUUCUUGCACAUGGAUGCCUCAACUGUAGGUUUGGAUAGGAGGGGUGCUUUUGAGCGGGAUGUGGGGUAUGGCAGCAAAUUAAGGGGGUCUGAUCGGGAUCGAGACAGGGAGAAAGAAAGAGAACGGGAAAGAGAAAGGGGAUGGGUUGAAGGGUUGGGGAGUGAAUCCAGGGAGGGGCAUGACAGAGGGAGAAAGGAAACAAGUGAUUGCCAGAGAGAGUGGAAUGGAAAUGGCCUGGAGUCACGGACAGUAAUCCAGUGGCGAGACAAAGUUUCUCUAGUGGCUCCAUCGCAUCGAAGAUGGGUAGAUAGAGAGGAAACUAUGGCAGGCAAAAGUGAGAGGGAAAAGGAUUUGCUGGAUCCUCAGAGAAAGCAGGGGGAGUGUCUGGGAGAAAGGGCGACUACUCCUAAGCAGGUGUGGGAAGAGACAGGAGUUGAAGGGCGUGAAGCAGGAUGGGAGGUGGGAAGAGCUGCCACACUGAAAGAAGAUUGGGAAAGCAAGAGAGUUAUGAUGCCAAACGAGUGGGACUCUGACCGCAGUCCUGCAACUGCUGAAUCAAACGAACGGUGGGGGGAUGGAUGCGUACAAGGGAGAGUGGGUGAGCCUGUACAGAAAGAGCAAUGGGUUGAAGAGAGAGUAGAUGCUGGGAAAGAGGAGCCUAAUGUGGAAAAUAUGCAUGGUUGGGCAAGUUCUCCCUUGCCUUCACUGGUCUCAGAGGCCUGCAUUGAGGCACAAAAUAACAAAAUGGUAUACAGCCAUGGGAUGCCACAAAAUCAGUCAGGGCAAACAGAAGAACUGCAGGGAAGUUCUGACAAGGGUGGACUAAUGAGGUCUUCUUUGGUCAUGGCGUUGAAUUUACCUCUUGAUGGAUCUGCAAGACAUCUGCCUGGUUCUUCAGGAACUGGUGAUAUUGAUGUCUUAGAUCGAGCGGCCGUUCCUCUUGGUAAUGAGCUACACCCACCAGUCCCGACAAAUGCAUACAUGCAACUGCCGCCUGUAAAUGAUCUUCCAGCACGCAUUGGAGAUUACAACUCUCCUGCAGCUGUGAAGUAUGGGACACAUGCUCCUUCAGUUCCUCUGAUGAUACCUCAAGGUGGGCCACAAUCACUCCCCAUUGUAAUUAUUCCCCCAUUGGCUCCUCUUCCAUUGUCCGUAAACCAGAUGCAGCCUCAGCAGCAGGUGCAGCACCAGCCAUUGCACCAGCUCCAGCAGCACCCAUUGCAACAGGUCCAGCUUCAUCUGCAGCAACAGGCGCAACAGCAUUCACAUCAACAGGGCUAUCAGCAGACACAUCACGAGGUCCAGCAGCAGCCACAUCAGAGGGAAAUGCAGCUGCAGCAUCAAACACACCAUCAGGUCCCUUUGCACACAGCUGAGCAGUUGUCAGUGCUAAUCCCGCCUCAGCAGGUGGGACCUUCACUACCUCCACCUCCUCACUCGAGGAUGCAGGUCAUCCCUUCUAUUGGAAUGUCACCCUUAUCAUCAUUGCCUCCACCCUGUCCGCCGCCAAUGGUGCCAACACAGUUUCCAGCAUGUGGAGGUAGUGCCACAUGGCCGAGGCCUCUUCCUCCACAACUGCAGGAAGAGAUGCCUCCACCACCGCCACCUAUGUACAUUGCUCAGAAGCCAGUCGAAGAGCUAUACGAUCCGUUGGCAGAUGGGAUGGACGAUGGAUCUAAUACAGGAGCGAUUGCUGAAGAGGCGCUUCUAAAAGACGUUGUGCCUCUGAGCCACGAUGUCUUGGGUCCUGUUGCGGCUCAUGAAUGGAAAUCAACAACUGAGCCUCCUCAGGUAGAGGCUUCUGAAGUACAAAUGGAGGAGUCGACAGCAAUGGCUGCAAGAGCUAUUGCAGCAGGAGGUACAUCAUCACCAGCAGGAGCACCUACAGUGAGAUUUAUUGCAGCAGAUACGUUAGCAGUGAAUCAGCCAGGGUGUAACAAUAACCAUCAUGGUGACAAUGAUGAUGACGAUGAUGAUGAUAUGAUGGCUAUGGAGAUCCAUAAAAUGGAAGGAUUGUCACCAGCUACUGGGCUCCAGCCAAAGCCAGAGUCCAGAGCAAUGAUGCUUUUGAGGAAUCGUGUGGCUGAUGUUGUCAAGCAGCUUCUUAAACCAACCUGGAAGGAAGGGCGUAUGAGCAGGGAUGCUUUCAAAAUCAUUGCGAAAAAGGCCGUUGAUAAGGUUGUAGGGGCGAUUGUCCCUACUGCAAUGCCGAAGAAUCAACGUGCAGUGGAUGCAUUCUUUACUGUUUCAAGGAAGGACAAAAUCGGAAAGCUUGUUCAGGUCUUGUAUGUGAUCAGGAUUAUCAUUGGCGCUGCCUCUGGUCUACGUGGCAUGCUGAUGUGGCACUGCCUCUGGUCUACGUGGCAUGCUGAUGUGGCGUURCCUCUGGUAUAUGUGGCGCUGCCGCUGGUUUACGUGACGCUGCUCUUGGUCUGCGUGGCGCUGCUAUUGGUCUUCAUUGAUGAUGUGGCAUAUGCCACCUGUCUUGAUUGCUGACGUGGCAUUGUCCACGCUGUCUGCAUGAGGUGACUGGUUGCGAGGAAGAGGAAGAUCGGGAUCUGUGGUUGUAGAGAAUCGGGUUCUCACCUGUGGCUGAAGUCGUCACUGGAAAUCUGUUGUCUUCAAAGUCUUUAUGAGAUAAAGUGCCACGUGGCAC